Messenger RNA from Pelmatolapia mariae (spotted tilapia), 3744 nucleotides. RefSeq names its product DEAD (Asp-Glu-Ala-Asp) box polypeptide 10 (gene ddx10). Lineage: Eukaryota; Metazoa; Chordata; Actinopteri; Cichliformes; Cichlidae. Bases 82 to 2643 code for a protein of 853 amino acids. The record is from RefSeq and is a predicted model, not a curated record. Gene Ontology annotation, molecular function: RNA helicase activity; nucleic acid binding; ATP binding. Gene Ontology annotation, cellular component: nucleus. Gene Ontology annotation, biological process: rRNA processing. The transcript has 2 exons.
AGCUGGCUUCUCCAUGCUGUUUAUCUAGAGUCCAGCGUGUGUGUUUUUGACUCUAUCUUGCUGCGAUUUUCGUCUUUAGUCAUGGAGAAAAAAGGCUCAAAUCCGGUUGGGAAAAAACUGAAACCCCAAAAGAUGAAAGCGAGCGUCGACCCCGUCAGAAACUUCGAGAAAUGGAAGAAAAAGUACAACCGGACCAAAGCACGAGUGAAGCAAGAGAGGGCGCAGAAGAAGAAGCCCGAGUGGCAGGUAGAACGAGAGUACAUCGAUAAGCUGGUGAGCAGGUAUGGAGAAAUCAACCUCAAGGAGGUUGUCAAGUUCUCAGACUUCCCCAUUUCUAAGAAGACCUUGCUGGGCCUGCAGGAGGCUCAGUAUCGGCAGCCUACGGAGAUCCAGCGGCAGACCAUCGGCUUCGCUCUGCAGGGGAAAGAUGUUCUCGGUGCGGCUAAAACUGGCUCCGGUAAGACUUUAGCCUUUCUCAUACCGGUCCUGGAGUGUCUCUACCGCCAGCAAUGGAGCUCCAUGGACGGCCUCGGUGCUCUCAUCAUCUCUCCCACCAGAGAGCUCGCCUACCAGACCUUUGAAGUCCUGCGCAAGGUGGGCAGGAACCACGAGUUUUCUGCAGGGCUCAUCAUCGGCGGAAAAGACCUGAAAAGCGAGUGUGAGAGGAUUCACCGUACCAACAUUGUCAUCUGCACCCCGGGCCGACUCCUCCAGCACAUGGAUGAAACAGCCACCUUCCACGCCUCCGACCUCCACAUGCUGGUCCUGGAUGAGGCAGACCGCAUUCUGGACAUGGGCUUUGCAGAUACGCUCAAUGCCAUCGUGGAGAAUCUCCCCAAGUCCCGGCAGACUCUGCUGUUUUCUGCCACGCAAACCAAAUCAGUCAAAGACCUGGCCCGGCUCAGUCUCAAAGAUCCGGAGUAUGUGUGGGUGCACGAAAAAGCCAAGUUCAGCACGCCAGCCACGCUGGAGCAGAACUACAUCGUGUGUGAGCUCCACCAGAAGGUCAACAUGCUCUACUCAUUCAUUAGGAGCCACCUAAAGAAGAAGAUCAUAGUCUUCUUCGCCUGCUGCAAGGAGGUGCAGUACCUGUUCCGAGCUUUCUGCCGUCUCCGGCCAGGCAUGCCCAUCCUGGCUCUGCAUGGAAAACAGCAGCAAAUGAAGAGGGUGGAGGUGUACAACGACUUCCUCAAGAAGCAAAACGCUGUGCUUUUUGCCACCGACAUAGCUGCCAGAGGCCUGGACUUCCCUGCCGUCCACUGGGUGCUGCAGUUUGACUGUCCAGAGGACGCCGACACAUACAUCCACAGGGUGGGCCGGACGGCCAGGUACAAGGAGGGUGGAGAGGCCCUGCUGCUGCUGCUGCCCUCGGAGGAGAAAGGCAUGGUGAAGCAGCUGGAGGAGAAGAAAGUUCCCAUCAACAAGAUACAAGUGAACCCAGACAAACUGCAGAACGUGCAGCAGAAGCUGGAGGCCUUCCUCGCUCAGGAGAAGGAGCAGAAGGAGCGAGCCCAGAGGUGUUUUGUUUCCUACCUGCGCUCGGUGUACCUCAUGAAGAACAAAGAGGUGUUUGAUGCCUUUAAGAUCAAGCUUCACGAGUACGCUUUGUCCCUCGGCCUCGCUGUGGCCCCAAGGGUUCGGUUCCUGAGUAAAGCUCAGGCACAGAAAGUAGAGAAAGAAGAACAAGAAGAAGAGGAGUCUGAGGAAGAAGAAGAGCUGAGGAAAUUUAAGGCCCAGCUGAAAGGAGAGGUUUCUCAUGAGGAGCAGCAAAACUCAGAGUCAGACGAGUCCAGUGAGGAUGAGGACAGUGAUGAUGAAGGAGGUUUGGAUACGUCCAAGACAUUAACCGUGAGUGCAGGUGACAACGAGGACGAUGACGAUCUACGAGACUUGGACCUGCUGACAGUCAAACGAAAGGAUGUCUUUAAUCUGACCGAGGAUCAGAGUCCAGAAGAUCCCGAAAAUGACCCAAAAAAGAAAACUGAGAAAGAGACAAAGUACAAAGAAGCUAAAAAGAUCCUCAAGAGAAAAUUUCAGGUAAACACCAAAGUGACUUUCAAUGAAGAAGGUGAGGCUGUGCAGCUUUGGCCACCAGUCCAGCGAGCAGUGACUGCUGAGGAUGAGGGGGAGGAAGAAGAGGAGGAAGUUUCGGGAAUCGAUGUGGAAAAGGCUCGGGAAAGGCUGAAGCGGGAAGAUCAAGAGUUUGAUAAGCAGGAGUACAGUCGCAAGGUGAAAGCCAAACACCGAGAGAAGAGGCUGAAGGAGAGGGCUGCCAGGAAGGAGGCAAGCAAGCGGGACCAGAACAAAUCAGACGAGGAGGACGAGGUAGUGGCGUACCUGGCCAAUGACAGUGAAGACGAGUUCGACCCCAGUACCCUGCCAGAUCCCGACAAAGUGAACUCGUCGUCUUCUUCUUCGUCGUCAGAGGAUGAGGAGGUCGAGAUGGAAAUGGGGUCAUCUAAACGGCAGCACAGCAGUGAAGAAGAAGAGGAGGAGGACAGCGAAGAGGAGGAUGAGAAGCAUACAGCAGGAAAGAGGAGGAAAGUGAGCGAUGAAGAUGAUGAGCACACAGCUCUGGACACUGGUCUCUCUUUGGCAGAGGAUGAGGAGUUAGUCUUACAGUUGUUGGGUGGGCGAAGGUAGAGGUGACCCAAAGAGAAAAGAAUGAUUCAAUCAGUUCUAAUGAUAGAUGAGAAACUCAAGCUUGUUGAAGCCAGGUUCAAUCUAACCAGUGUUUCACUCUGCACUGCAAACAUGUGCAGGUUACUGUUCAGUCCAGAGGCUUAGAAUCAGAAACUGACAUCAAACGUUAUCAGGACUGAUCGCAUUGGGUGUGAAAGAAACACACUGCUAAAUGUUGCCCCGUCCUGAUUGGCUUACACAAGAACAGAGUCAUAGCAAAAAGACGAGCCAAAUAUGCUUCUAGAUUGAACACAGCACCAGUCAGUCAUAUUAGAGCACAUUAGCAAAAAAUAAAACCUUACUUUGAGGCAGAAGUUGUGACCCAAAAAAAAAGAAAGAAAGAAAGAUGGCGGUGUGCCAUUAAUGUGUUACUUUCCCUGUAAAACAGUAAAUUCCAAUUUGUAAUGCAGACUUUCAGUGCUUUAAACACAAGCUCAGGGUUAGUCAGUCACAAUAAGGCUUGAGACAGCAAACAUUACUGAAGGUCCUGCAGAGGGACAAUGAGUGCAUCUUUAUUUUACAUGUAUUAUGUUUAAACUGUUGUGGAUUUGAAAUCAGUUCUACUUCUCCCCAUGUGGCUAAAAUGGCCAUUACUGUCUACUGAGGUUAAAACUAGGUAAUUGUGUUAUUGCACUCAUAGUGGGAUAAAACAGUUUCUGGAAGGUAGUCGGCGACUUUUCAACUGGAAACCAAACAGGAAGUUGCUUUCUGAUGGCACAGAUGUGGAAAAUAUGCCCACAUUAGUAUCUGAGGGGUGAUCAUUUUUAAUCACUGUCCACUAUAUAAACAGGUUAGCUCCACGAUGCCAGAGCUGCUGAUGAGGACAAGCGGUGCCUGGUUGGCAUCCAUGGGGAACUGUGUUUCUCCAAAAGGACUAAACAGCUUAGUUAAUGCACCGAUGUUUCCAUGUGGCUCUCUGGCUCACCCCUGGAAUCGUGGCUCUUCUUCCCUGUGCUCCCUCGAACCUUCUGCCUUCACGUCAGAGGGACUGAACUUAUUUAAUGAUCCAUGAAUAUCAUUUCAUGUCUGAGAGUCACAACUUUGACUUGUCUGAUUAUUGAG